AUGGGUUGUUUAUAACCAAAAAAACUUAAUAGGAUAGUGGCUAUGUAAACGACUAAUAAGGAUCUCGUAUUCACUUCAACUGCGGAUAUUCAUAAACUUUAUUCGUUUGGUAAAGUAUUAGGGAUUGGUGCUUUUGGUAAGGUAUUGGUUGCCAAAAUGAGAAACAACAAUUCUAAACAAUAUGCAAUUAAAAUGAUCGAUAAGAGGAAAGUAAGAGGGAGAGAAGCAAUGCUGGCAAACGAGAUCUACGUACUUUAGAAGUUAGAUCAUCCCAAUAUAAUUAAAUUUUAUGAGGUAUAUCAAAAUGAACUCUACUUUUACAUCAUAAUGGAUUAUUGUGAAGGAGGAGAAUUGGUGGAGCGGAUAUAAAAAAGUCAAAAAAAUCUUAGCGAAGGUCAAGUGCAGAACAUAAUAUUUAAAAUCUGCUCAGCGAUUAUGUAUAUCCAUGAAUAGGGCAUUAUACAUAGGGAUAUUAAGCCUGAAAAUAUUUUAUUUUCGACGAAAGAUCCAAAUGCUGAGCCAAAAUUAAUCGAUUUUGGAUUGGCUAUAAAAUUUGAUUCAACCAAUCUUAAAUAAUUGAAAGCAGCUGUAGGUACCCCUUUGUAUUUGGCACCCGAAGUAAUUGAAGGAAAAUAUAAUGAAAAGUGCGAUGUUUGGAGUCUUGGCAUUUUACUCUUUCAUCUAUUAUGCGGUUAUCCACCAUUUUAUGGCAAGAAUAGAGCCGAUCUUUAUGAAAAUAUCUAGUAUCAAAAUUUGAUCUUCGAUAGGAGACACUGGAAUAAUGUUAGUGAUGAAGCUAAGGAUUUGAUUAAAAAGAUGUUGAAUAAAAAUCCGAAUAUUCGACCAAGUGCAAAGGAUUGUCUACGUCACCCUUGGUUUCGAAGAAAAUUUUAACAUCCAGUUAAAUUGUAAAGAGGUAGGACUACUAUAAUUUCAAUGAAAUCACCUUAAUUUGAGGAUCAGAGAUCAAUAUAUUAAAUGUUGAAAACAUACAGAAUAGGUGCUAAAUUUAAGAAGGAGGUAAUGAAGGUGUUAGUAAAUUAAAUGAAUGAAAAAGAAUUGGGGAGGUUAAAAUAAGUAUUUUAGAAAAUAGAUGUUGAUAAUUCAGGAACUAUCACUGUUUAGGAAUUGAAGGAAGCAUUAAUGGAGGAAGGGUCACAUAUAAGUCAUGAAGAGAUAGAAUAAUUGAUCUAAAUAGUAGGAUUUGAAGUUUUGGAAGAGGACAAAGACGAUAAUGAUUGUGCAUCUACAACUAAAUCAAGCAAACAACUUGUAAUCAAAUAUAGUGAUUUUCUGGCUGCAUGCAUUGAUGAAAGAAGAGUUCUAACCAGAGAAAAAUUGUGGUCUGUGUUCAAAUACUUUGAUACUCAAGAUGCCAAUUUUAUUAUGAAAGAAGAUAUCAAAGAAGCAUUAGCCAGACAUGGAAGAUAAUUAUCAGAUGAGAAAAUAGAAGAAAUGAUAUAUGAAAUCGAUCCAAAUCAUGAUAAUAAAAUUAGUUUUGAAGAGUUCUGUUAAAUGAUGGGUGUGGCUGGAGUUGAAUAAACUAUGGAUUUUAAGGAUGAAAUAAAAGAGCAAUUAAUUUUUCAACAAUCUCAAGAAUGA
Molecule: messenger RNA, 1602 nt
Organism: Paramecium tetraurelia
Lineage: Eukaryota; Ciliophora; Oligohymenophorea; Peniculida; Parameciidae
Exons: 6
Biological process (GO): peptidyl-serine phosphorylation; intracellular signal transduction; protein autophosphorylation
Cellular component (GO): nucleus; cytoplasm
Molecular function (GO): ATP binding; calcium-dependent protein serine/threonine kinase activity; calcium ion binding
Source: RefSeq, a predicted model, not a curated record